Molecule: messenger RNA, 4100 nt
Organism: Hemiscyllium ocellatum (epaulette shark)
Lineage: Eukaryota; Metazoa; Chordata; Chondrichthyes; Orectolobiformes; Hemiscylliidae
Gene: rassf8b
Product: Ras association domain family member 8b
Exons: 10
Coding region: 1055-2293 (412 amino acids)
Biological process (GO): signal transduction
Source: RefSeq, a predicted model, not a curated record
GGGAAGAAGAGUCAGGAAGUUCUACAUUUGUCUAAUAUUUAUCCCUCAAACGACAAUAAUAAAACAGAUUAUCCAGUCAAUUGUUCCAUCUGCAGUCCUCCAGAGGUGUGUCACAACAAGUCUGAACAGAAAAUAACUGCAUGGAAAAGCAGGAAGUUACAGAGAGAACCAUUAUGAAAAACUAGCUCCGAACUAUUGAGCUGUGCAGUGUCCAAGUCUGAGCACCAGAAUUUGGGAAGAUGUGAGGCCGUUGGAGAAGGUACAGAGAGCGUCCGUGGACGAAAAGAAAAGCAGGAUGCUAUUCAGAUGCAGAGAGAUUGCAGAACUUAGUUGGACAGAAGAUGAAAUACAGAAAGGUGCAGCCAGUGACUAGGAAAGGUGACGAGAACUGCUUGCAGUAUUCCAGAAGAGGCUUUACCAAUGUGCUGAACAACUUCAACGUGACAUCCCAACUCCUACACCCAAAGGUCUGACCAAUGAAAGCAAGUGCUAAAUGCCCUGUCUACCUGUGAUGAAGAUUUCAAAGAAUUAUGGACCUGAACUACUAGAUCUCUCUGUUUUACAACACUGUCCAGGGCCCUACCAUUAAUAGUAUGGUCUUGAAACGUCAUGUCCAAUAAAUUAUAUGUUUUGAUGAUCCAUCACUAUUCUUAUGCACCUAAACAUCACAACAGUAUUAUAUGUCAGCAGAGUCUGAGCAGCCGAAGUAAAUGGAGCCAGUGUACGGUUUUGUGAGCUAGUCGUUUUUGGCAGAGGCGUCUAUACGAAGCACAUGUCAGGAGAAAUACGAGGAGGGAAAUGUCUACUGAAACAUCUGGAGCUGUUGGGCUCCACCCUUCAAUCCUCACCAGAACAGAGCAAGGCAAAUCAAUGAGGUUCUGACUGAAUAUUUUCAGAAAGGCUCACUCUGUACUUCAGGAACUGAGCAUUUGCUGCACCUCUCAACAGAGUACAGGACGUUCCUGGUCAUCUAAACUAGACGUUUACUUGAAGGUGAGCGCCAGUCUGCCAACUCCACGGUCCCUGGGCAGCGACGAUGAGCUGAUGGUGUACAAUGGAGCUGAAGGUAUGGGUGGAUGGAGUCCAGCGUAUCGUGUGUGGGGUGACGGAGGUCACGACCUGCCAAGAGGUCGUCAUUGCCCUAGCUCAAGCCAUAGGAAGAACUGGCCGCUACACGCUCAUCGAGAAAUGGAGGGAGACAGAGCGGCACCUAGCGCCACAUGACAACCCGCUCACUGCCCUGAAUAAAUGGGGUCAGUACGCCAGUGAUGUGCAGCUGAUAUUACGACGCACUGGCCCUUCGCUGAGUGAGCGACCCACAUCAGACAGCUCUGGCCGGGGACCGGAGAGAACUCUGUAUCGGCAGAGCCUUCCCCCGCUGGCUAAGUUACGCCCCCAAUAUGACGGAUCGUUAAAAAGGAAAGAACCGAAAAGGAAGUCAUUGACUUUCACGGCGGGCCCCAAAGGGUAUGUCGACGUUUUCGGAAAGGGCAAGGACCAAGCUCUGGCCUCCAGAGGCCCGGUCAAAGAGUUGAAGAGGCUCGUUCUCCUACAAAGGGACAAGCUCCACACUCUUCAGAGCCAACUGGAAUCCAAUCAGCUGGAGACGAGGUACUGGGAAGGCAAGGCCAAUCCCAGGAUCGACGAGGAAAUUCUGAGACUGGGCCAAAGGAUCAAAAAGAAUGAAAUCGAGAUCGAGGAGGAGGAGUUCUGGGAGAACGAGUGGCAGAUUGAGCAGGAGAACGAAAGCCAGCUGAAGGAGCAGCUGAAAGAGGUGAAGCAGAGGAUCAGGGACUGUGAGGAGAAGCUAAAGGACUACACGCAGAAAAUUCAGGAGAUGGAGAGUGGCAUUGAAGCAGAGAAGUUGGAGCAGGAGCUGUGUGGGGCUCGUGUCAAUGAGGACGAAGUCACGGAGAACCUGAUCAAAGUCCGAAACGAUAUCGAGCUCAAGUGCCAGCAGAGUGCGAGGCUGAAGAACAGCCUGAGAGCUGUGGAAAGGACUUUGGGACAAGCCAAUAAAAAGUUCCAGGAGAGAGAACUCGAGCUGGAGCAGCUAACCAAGGAGCUAAGGCAAGUGAACCUCCAACAAUUCAUCCAGCAGACAGGAACAAAGGUCUCCGUACUGCCUGCUGAACCGACUGAUGACAAACUGCCUGCAUCGCAAGAGCAAGGAACACUGACCUCGACUGCUUCACUCAAGUGGCCCAGUCCCGCCAGGCAGCUUCCCAGCAAUUUGAGACUUCUGCAAAACCCUCUGAUUUCAGGCUUUAAUCCAGAGGGUAUCUAUGUGUAACUAGAUAUACCUCCCACUGGGGAAACCAUCUGGAGUGGCUCAAAGGGAUCUUCCCACCCCCUUGCUUCCUGCAAGAGAGUGACCAAUAAGCACUUGAUGCAAUGACUUUGUCAAUCCUGUGUGCCUUGUGCAGUGGCUGCCCGCAUGCCAAAGGUCAGACCAUGGAACCACCGAGAGAGGGGAGGGAGAGAGAUUUGCAAAUACAGCAGUCGCUGGACAAGGAACAGCCAGCAUUUCUGUGCAAAAUUAAUGUAAUUUUGUAUAAACCCUCCAUGAGCAGUCACAACAGGGCUGCUUCCAAAGGCGCGCUGGUUCGAGUUUUGAUUCAAGGUUGCAAAAUAUCAAAAGAUGGAGAUUCGGAAACGCCAGACAAGGCACACUGCAGGAUCCGUGAAUCUGCCAGAUUCAAAACUUACAGUUCAAAAUCACCCAACACCAGGUUAUAGACCAACAGCUUUAUUUGGAAGCACUGCUCCUUCAUUGGGUGGUUGUGGAGGUUUGUUUAAAAUCUUGGUUCGUUUGGUUUGGUUUGGCUUGUGCCCGAAACGUCGAAUUUCCUGCUCCUUGGAUGCUGCCUGACCUGCUGCGCUUUAACCAGCAACACAUUUUCAGCUCUGAUCUCCAGCAUCUGCAGACCUCACUUUUUACUCGUUUGGUUUCUAACCCGGGACUCUCCAGCUCAUGUGAGGAAGUCACUCAGAAUGUAAAGGUUAAAACUUUCCUGUCUGUGUUCGCAAACUGGACCUGAUUUCUUUCUCCCUGAGCUCCACGUGUGUGCAUUACAGAAAAAAAGAAAAUUAUUGGGUUUGUCAUCUGGGAUGCUUUUAAACUCCAGCUUCCCUCUUGUGUAGUCAGUUGUUCCUGUGAAAUGUGUUUUUAAAGAAGGAAUUUCAAAAAAAUGAAAUAUUAACCCGAGUUCCGAAAUACCAACUAAAAUUGCUGGGUUUUGAAUGUGUGGCUUGCAUUCUGCGUCAUUUGGCUCCCUCGGGCUGAUUGCUGUAGUUGUGCUGGGAUGGUUUUCACACACACACCGCCUUUGCCUCAUCCAGCCCCCUCACAAGGAGGCCCUUCUGUAGACAGUGGGAAUUAGUUUGUGUCAAAGUCACUGUGUGAACUCUCAGCAAGCCCAUUAAAGCUGUCUGUGGAAAGCCCAGCUUGUCAUGUUUGCAAAGUUCGGUAAACAAGUCAGGCGCCCACAGACCGUGCUGGUUAACAAACAUUGACACAGAACAAAAAGAAAUCCAUAUUUGAUGGAUCUCCAGCAGGAUGUGGCUGGCGAAUUUCAGGGAAUUGAGGCGAAGGAGAUUUGCCCGAUUCCUGCUGUAUUAUGUGUAAUAAACAAAUAUUAAGAUGGUAUUUUUGGCUACACUUCAGUAUAUAUUGGUAUGUAUAAUUAAUAUAAGAAUCUCUUUAAUAAUGUCGCCUUUAUAUUAUGCCAAGUGAUCAAAUGGACAAGUGCACAGACUGAACACAUGAGCUGCUUCCACUGUUUGGGAGGACCAUGCCUUUGGCUGGCAAAACAAUCAUUCUGUAAAUCCUAUUUAUUACGUACUGUUGCUCUGAAUUAUUCGAAAGACUCGUGGCACACCAUAUAGUUUCAAUGGCAAGCAUGCAACUCCUGCUAAAUCAAUGCAAAGUGUUAAUAGUUCAGUAUUAUGAGGUGCAAUGAAAUGUACUGUAAGAUGAUUUUUAUCAUGUUUUCUUGUUUCACUGCUUUAAGUUGUAACAUUUUGAAUAUUAAAUAGCCUUGUGCUGAUAUCCUGCUAAUAUGAAAUGCAGAGAACAAUAAAGUUCACGCUAAUUGGUU